AUGUACGACCCCGCGCUGCCGUUGACGUGGAGCAUACAGGGAAUCUCAGAUGAUGGUUCGAACAACAUAUUAAUUGUCCCAAAAACUCAUGAAGGCUUAGAUUUCCCUCCUCUUCAUUUGUUUUGCAUACUGGAUGAUGACAGCGAAUCCCGAGCUCUAUCGCAGGCGUGGAAGACCCACGAUCAGCCUGAGGCUACAAGCGCCCGCGACAAUAUGCUAGAAAUCAUUGCAGCGCGACUGACCAACUGGAGCAAUUCAAGAACCUUUCGACAACUCUUGAAGAGAAUCACAAUCGGCUCUACGAUUCACAUAUCGUCCAUAUCAGUCCCAGAAAAAGGAGCGGCGAUGUGGCUUGCACCCAAUCUGGCGUUGCAAGAACGAUAUUUGACUCUGCAUCGUCUGUCUAGCCUAUGGGCCUCUUAUUCGCUAGAUCUUCCACCAGUUCUUGAUAUCCAACAGAUACAAACAGUGAGAAGACUGCAUGAUUCCGUGUCCCUUGUUACGACUCCGAAUGAGCCCCUCGUGGUUUUCAAGGGAGCUGUUUCUGUGAUAUCUCGGAUGUACCAUGAGUUAAGGGAACUUCUUCGGAUGCCACACCAUCCCAACGUGAUAGGGAAACCUCGAUAUAUCGUGACCAGGGAAAUACAGGGAGUCGAAGAGUCAGUCGUUUGUGGGUUUAUACUAGACUUUCACUCUGGAGGCACACUUCUCGAUAGGCUAUCGUAUCCCUCACAAUAUCCCCCGAUCACCAUUAAAGACAAGCUCAAGUGGAUUCGACAGAUAUUACAAGCUCUCCAACACAUUCACUGCCCUGGCGGCAGUUUCUAUCCUGAGCUGAGAUUGGAGAACAUCGUGUUAUCAGACAAUAACGACAUCAUUUUGGUAGACCUGGAGCAAUUUGGAGGACCCGAACGGUGGCUUCAUCCGCGCCUUGGAAGAAUAAAUGAAGCAAUUCAUGAUACAUGGGAGCACAGUCGCGUCAAUCCUUGUUCUAUGUCACCAAGUAUCUUCUACUCCAACCCAACGGCAGGCUACAUGCUGCCUUUCGCUAGAUCAUCCGACUUGCAAAGACAGACAUUCGAAAACUACAGUCUUGCCAAGGUAAUGUGGUGCAUCUUUGAAGAGCAAACAAACUCAUCGACAAGACUUGACGACAACUCUACUUUACACCCCGGUGUGACACAAAUCAUGUUUCCGCAGUUUGUGAAGACGCCGGAAAAGAUGAAAUAUUGGAUCUGGCUCUGCACACGUUCAAGUCGUGAAUGGGGUGACAUGAGGUGUAGAUGUGAAGAUCAUCAGUCAGAUAUUUGUGAGCACCUGGGUGCGAAGCUUCAGAAAACCAACUUGGCUUAUGUAAGUCUGAAGGAGACUGAGGAAUAUUUGCAUUCAGUGUUCGACGAUUUGGAUACCUUGUGA
Molecule: messenger RNA, 1416 nt
Organism: Fusarium venenatum
Lineage: Eukaryota; Fungi; Ascomycota; Sordariomycetes; Hypocreales; Nectriaceae
Biological process (GO): protein phosphorylation
Molecular function (GO): ATP binding; protein kinase activity
Source: RefSeq, a predicted model, not a curated record